CGCCCCGCCCUAAUUAUCUCCUAAGUCCUUAUCCACUAUUGACUAUUUCCACCAGAGCCGCAAAAUGGCAGACACUGUUGCUGACGAUAUUGUAAAAUGCCUUCUCGCCUUUGAUGAUGUUAUAGACGCUUUGUCAAGAUGCGUUGGUUUGAACUCGUCGUUUGAGCAUCACAUCAGGAACGAGCAAGCACGAUUCAGAAUCUGGCAUGGCAAGCCUGAACACCGCUUUUCAGCAACCAGCGCAAUAACAAUUCCGCGUUACAUGUCACAGAACCGAGAAGACACCCUUUGUGACUUAAAUGGGCUCCUCAGAUACGCCUUCUACACCAUACAAAAAGAAAAGAAUUAUUUGAAGCAACUCUCCAGCAGCGAGAAUGCCAUCGAUAACGAGGGCCGCGGGAACGAUCCUCAUCUGAUAGAAGAUCUGGUUUCGAUCUUCACAGAUAUCAGCCAUUCUAUCAGUUCACUGUUGAAGUGUACAUCAGCGAAUCGUGAUGAACUCUGUUACAAUGGCACUCAAGACGUCGGGGACAUACGGUCGACAUCGCCGGACAGUCGUGCUGACGACGAUGGCAAAGGUUCCUACAGGCACGAUGGGAAUGGCUAUUUUCUACCAGACUGCGGUAUAGACCGAGAAGUCAUUGCUAAGGAUAUAUGUCAUUACUUGGGAGGUAAUGCUUCUGUGAGACUUGGCUAUUGCGAGGAUAUAAAAGCAGGAAGGUCUGUGCGAGGCUAUUUCAUUAAAUCCCAGGGCAAGUUAACUUCGGCUAUGAUAAAAAGACUACAGGAGGACUCAAAGAGAUGGGAAAAAGCGAAAAAUGAAGCGAGGAAAUCUGGAGCGGGAAAUAAUAUAAUGAGAAGUGACACAACUACUGGCACCAACGUGAUUCAACAAAUCCCAGAAAUAUAUCAACCACCGCAUUGCAAUGGCUGUGAAGGAAGCAAUCAAGACAAAAAGGGCUGUUCCCCGAGGGAAGCAGAACAAAACCACAAAAGAAACAGGUUUAAGGAAUCAAGAGCUGAGCUACAGCCAGAUAAUCCAGAUCUGUGCCAGGAGUCCAUACCCCAAAACCUAUCCGCCACCACUUCGCCAAACACAGGUUUCGCCUUGUCAUCCGCUAUACCUGCUACCACAGGAGCUACUAACAUAGCCUCGAAUGGUCAAGCCAAAGUCAAUUCGCCUGUUGAGGUCUCAAAUACAACAGCAGCUUGGAUUUUUGGAGCAGUGGCAGCUGUUACAAACGGGGUGACGGCGUUGGCGACACGACAAACGGCCAAAGCAAGCAAGAGAAGCGCUAUUGCGGGUGAGGUGGCGGCCAAUGCGAGCAAAAGAAGCGCCAAAGCGGCAGAGGAAACCUGUUUAAUUGCUCAGAAGCAUUUUGACGCGACAGUCAAAGACAACCAGGACCGGCCGCCUUCUCCGGACACAUCUCAAGACAUUUCCGGCGCUGGGGCAGAGACUUCAAGCACUAAAGAACAAAAGCCAGACACGAGAUCAAGACCGGUGGUUCCUCAUGGCACUGGGCCAGCGGCUUCGCCAUCAGAUGUUCCAUCAGCCGUACUGUCACCAGGACUGCCUACGAAGCCUUCUGGCAGAGGACAAGUGCUAAGAGCUAUGUCAACCCCGAUGCCUGGAAGGCGAGAGGAAAUUGAUAUGUCACUCAAUCUAGCGACUGCAAGAGCGGUACCCAAAAUAGUCUGGCCGGAGGUUCCGACGUGUGAGUUUGGAAAGCCAUGUAACUGCAAGAUUGUUCCCAAGAACUGAGUAAAACAAAACAUACCUUACUAUAAUACCAUUUUAAAUCUAAGAUAUGC
Molecule: messenger RNA, 1815 nt
Organism: Fusarium oxysporum Fo47
Lineage: Eukaryota; Fungi; Ascomycota; Sordariomycetes; Hypocreales; Nectriaceae
Exons: 3
Coding region: 65-1765 (566 amino acids)
Source: RefSeq, a predicted model, not a curated record